This is a messenger RNA of Musca vetustissima, 1467 nucleotides long. RefSeq lists its product as uncharacterized. The transcript has a single exon. The coding region runs from base 1 to 1467 and encodes 488 amino acids. Lineage: Eukaryota; Metazoa; Arthropoda; Insecta; Diptera; Muscidae. The record is from RefSeq and is a predicted model, not a curated record.
AUGUCUUUGCAAAAUACAACUAAUUGUUUACAUACCAUAAAAUUAUUAAAUUUGCAAGACAACGAGACAAUUCCGCAUCGUUUCCUAUUGAUAAAAGGUGCUGUGGAAGGACGCAAGUGCUAUGCUGAUGAACAAAUUGCAUUGUUCCUAGAUGAUAAACAACAAAAGCAACAACAACUAUCAGCUAAUUAUGAUUCACGGAAAUUUAAAUAUUUAUUGGAUUUGGGAGAGGUGGAACAAUGCAUCCACAAAAUACGAUUGGAAUAUUGUAGUGCCAAAUUAGAACUAUCCAUUAAUUAUAAACAAAAACAAUCGGUUUAUGGUAUACAGCCAUUAAUAAUUAUCGCCCAAGAUGAGGACGAGGAAGAGGAUGAACACAAGGUGACAAAAUAUCAAGAAAUUAUAGAUAUGAAUUUGUUUUUGGUACAAUUGGUCUAUGCGGAAAAGCUAAAUGAACUUUCGAAGGGGAGAUUGUGUUUUAAUUUCAAAAAUCGGUGCCGUAUGUUUAAAUCCUGCCUCAGCAAGAAGGAAAUAUGGACAUUAAAGGAACAUGAUUUGUGGUCCAGCCUGGCCAAAGAAAUAUUACAGACCGACUGGGGUCGGGAAUCGACAAUUAAAUUUGUGGCCUUCAUUGCCUGCAGUAAAUAUCUUGGAGAUGAAGUACAAAAAUCGAAAGAUUUUUCCUAUGAAAAUAUACGCAAACAUAUGUUGGGUCAUGUAGCUUGUGGUGCCGGUGGUUUGGCCUUAUUUAGCUCUUCCUAUUUCUAUGCAUGGCCCCAAAAAUUCGAUAGUAUUUUGUCAUGUUUCAAUGACAAAAAGAAAAUAGAUUUAAGCCAGGAGCCGGAUGAUAGUAAUUACCGUAAAACGUACGGUGGAGUCUAUGCUUCCAGUUUGGGUGCUGUAUGCCAUGAAAUUGGUCACAUCUUCGAUUUGGGACAUGAUCUAGAAGGUGUUAUGGGUUCAAAUUUUGAUUAUAUCAAUCAUGUAUUUGUGGUACACGAAACGACUGAACAUUUGCCACGUAGAAUAGUAAUGCAAACCCCUGAGACUCAAAUGCCAAAGCAACAGCGUUUUACACAAAUCAAGAAAACACCAGCCCAAGGAUUUCUGAAUUCCUAUAGGGAACAAAAAGAAAAUGAUUUAUUUUAUUUUUCAGCAAAUUCGGCAAUAAUUUUAUCACAUCAUCCCUGGUUGAGAUGUGAGGAUCAACAUGAUCAACAUGAUUUUAUGCUGGAUUUUUCUAAAGAAGAUUUUGUGGUAAAAUCAUCGAACUAUGCUCUUAAACUAAUCGAAAUACGUACAAAUUCAAACAGUUUAAUAAAACAUUGGUUUGAUUUACAAAAAUGUGGAGUGGAAUCAUCGGGGGUCAUGCAAUACGAUUUAAGUAGAUAUCGAAAACAACUUGAAAACGAAUGUCACCUCUUCGUCAUGAGCAUUAAAGGGCAUUGUAAAAAGAUAUGGAUUUGA